Molecule: messenger RNA, 621 nt
Organism: Peniophora sp. CBMAI 1063
Lineage: Eukaryota; Fungi; Basidiomycota; Agaricomycetes; Russulales; Peniophoraceae
Source: the annotation of a GenBank genome assembly
AUGCCCUCGGAACGCGCCAAAGUGGCGAAACUUGCGGUCCUGGAUCGUCUAUACCGGCUGCGUCGUCCACAAUACCCCCUGGAACCUCGGUUCGAUCACCAGUUGGAAGAUCGCGACAUCCCUGUUAUGCGUUACGGGAUACCUCUGACCGACGAGGAAUUGGUGAAGUGUGCCGAAGCACUACGGGUCGCUCCUGUGAUCUAUAAGCCAACACCAGGGGGAGACGAGGAGGACGAUGACAUACCUUCGGAGGAGGAUCAAAAGCGCGACUCGUACUACCUCAUUCGCACCCGCGAUAGAUUGAGCCGCCAUUUGAAGAACUUCAAAAGGUUCCCCGAAACCACUACAAUCGCGGACUCUUCCGAUGGCACCAAGCAAAUCCGGGUCCUGAAAGAGCCUCGGGCUACGCACGAUCUAAGCGUUAAGUGGUAUUGGGACCUUGAGAUCUGCGGCUGGAAGUAUUCCGCUCCGUGGCCGGAGUUCAAUAUCUGGUCCGACGAAGAGUACCUCAAGGGCAUCAAGAGAGUUUAUUACUCGGGCACCAAACAUUGUACUUCUUCUCGGUCACUGGAAACGCACGACCCAGAAGAACGGGGACGUCGCUCUUCUAGAAAUGGAUGA